GCGCGCUCAGCAGGAAGACCUUUUUUUCCCGGCCGGGAGGCCUUCGUCGUGGGACGCGCGUCUCGGCGGCGGUUUGCCACGUCUGUGAGCGGCUGAGAGCGAGAGAGCGGCUGGUGCAGCUGGAGACCCCCUUCCGCCCCGGCCGUCACCAUGGUGUCUGUAAUUAAUACAGUGGACACGUCUCAUGAGGACAUGAUCCAUGAUGCUCAGAUGGAUUAUUAUGGCAUGCGGUUGGCAACUUGUUCCUCAGACAGAUCAGUGAAAAUAUUUGAUGUAAGGAAUGGAGGGCAAAUUCUCAUAGCUGACUUAAGAGGACACGAAGGCCCUGUGUGGCAGGUGGCUUGGGCUCAUCCCAUGUAUGGAAACAUCCUGGCUUCCUGUUCCUAUGACAGGAAGGUUAUUAUCUGGAAGGAGGAGAACGGUACUUGGGAAAAGGCACAUGAAUACACAGGGCACGAUUCUUCAGUGAAUUCUGUAUGUUGGGCACCACAAGACUUUGGCUUGAUCCUGGCUUGCGGCAGCUCUGAUGGGGCCAUCUCUCUGCUAAGCUGCAGUGGUGAUGGAACAUGGGAAGUGAAAAAAAUCAGCAAUGCACAUACAAUUGGCUGCAAUGCUGUUAGCUGGGCCCCUGCAGUUGUACCAGGAAGCCUUAUAGAACCGCCGUCAAGCCAAAAACCAAACUACAUUAAGCGUUUUGCAUCGGGCGGCUGUGAUAACCUUAUCAAGAUUUGGAAAGAAGAAGAUGGCCAGUGGAAAGAAGAACAAAAACUUGAAGCUCACAGUGACUGGGUCAGAGAUGUAGCCUGGGCCCCCUCCAUAGGCUUGCCAACAAGUACUAUUGCCAGCUGCUCACAGGAUGGCAGAGUGUUUAUCUGGAUGUGUGAUGAUCCCUCUGGAAAUUCAUGGUCACCAAAAUUGCUACACAAGUUCAAUGAUGUAGUCUGGCAUGUUAGCUGGUCCAUUACUGCAAAUAUUCUUGCUGUGUCUGGAGGAGAUAAUAAAGUAACUUUAUGGAAAGAAUCUGUAGAUGGACAGUGGGCGUGCAUCAGCGAUGUUAAUAAGGGCCAGGGUGCAGUAUCUGCUAUUACAGAAGGGCAACAGAAUGAACAGUGACAAAUGGGUUAACAUCAAUCCCAAAUUAUCAAUGCAAGGAAAUAGACAUGAUUUUUACUACUUUUCUUAUUAAACCAAAUUUAUUUGAUCUGGCACAAGCAAAGCUAACUGGUUGCAGGAAAGCUAUACAUACCAUAGCAUUUUGCCUUAAUUGACACUUGGUAAAAUUCAAGGCAAACUGUACAUCAAAAGGUAUUGCUCAGUUGCAGUGAGAUUUUUUCUUUUAAGCAUCACUUCAUUUUCUUCUUUAAUUUGCUGGGGAACUCUUGAUAAGCCUUCCAUUAACUCCUCUCCAUUAGGAGGAGAGGAAAAGUUUCUAUGGAUCAAUAUCUCUCUUUCAGAAUGACUUGUUUUACUUACUACAGUCUUCUUAUCAUUUAAAGCCUGGUAAUGUUUUCUCUUUCAACAAAAAGAAAGAAACUCUGCAUCAGAUACCUAAUACAGAAUUUGAACUUAAGCAAGAGAGAUGGAGACUGCCAUUUACACAUGGAGAAGGAUUACCAGAAAUUCAAAGUUGCUUUUGUUCUACAGUUUGCCCUUCUAUUAGUUGCAAGUACUUGUGAAAUUGACCUCCAAAAUAUUAUCAAGCUAAUAAACUCUAAGCCACUUUGUGUACCUCUUUUUGUUUAAAAGAAAAAAUAAAGUCUGAUCAAAACAAUCUCAAAUGUUUGGAAAGAAGGCUACUUUUUUACAGAGGUUAUUUUAUAUAUUUACUCCCCCUGUAAAUAUGUAUCAUCAAGUUAUUGGUCCAAAGCCUGCUUUUCCUUUUAACCAAAGGGUUGCUUCAUAAAGAAGUAGAGUGAGAACAGCAAGAGCUUAAGAAGAGCAAAAUCUUUCUGUGUGACAGAGAAGGAGAUGGGGCGACAGUAAACGCUGACCGAGUUAAAAGUAUUAAGAGCCAGAUUUGAGGACAGCGAUCAUUUCUUAAGCAGGCUAGUUCUUUUCAGCCUCCUAUUCUGCUUCGGUCAGAUAUCAUGGGCAGUAAUGUGUCUGCAUCUGGGCACUGCAGUUUUAGAAGGGUAUCAACAAUCUGGAAUGUGUAUAGAGAAGGAAGCCAAAUGAAGGCAAGGAGUCUGGAGAACAAGUCCUAUGGUGAAAAGUUGAAGGAGUUUGAGAAGAGAUGUGAUAUGAUGUUCAUCUAUCAUACAGAUGUUGGGGCCAUUUUUUCUGAUGCUCCAGAGGGUAGGACCUGAAGCAACAAAUUUAAACACAGGGUGAGUUUCUGCCUGUCAGUUGUUGUAGGAGUGAAUUACCUGUGUCAGCACAGGAUUGAACUACCGUACUUUUCUG
This is a messenger RNA of Zootoca vivipara (common lizard), 2403 nucleotides long. It is a transcript of the gene SEC13, whose product is annotated as SEC13 homolog, nuclear pore and COPII component. Gene Ontology annotation, molecular function: protein binding; structural molecule activity. Gene Ontology annotation, cellular component: COPII vesicle coat; nuclear pore outer ring. The record is from RefSeq and is a predicted model, not a curated record. NCBI's taxonomy places the organism in Eukaryota, Metazoa, Chordata, Lepidosauria, Squamata, Lacertidae. Gene Ontology annotation, biological process: protein import into nucleus; COPII-coated vesicle budding; positive regulation of TOR signaling.